This is a messenger RNA of Condylura cristata (star-nosed mole), 1526 nucleotides long. Its product is annotated as fatty acid desaturase 2-like protein FADS2P1. Gene Ontology annotation, cellular component: membrane. Gene Ontology annotation, molecular function: oxidoreductase activity, acting on paired donors, with oxidation of a pair of donors resulting in the reduction of molecular oxygen to two molecules of water. Lineage: Eukaryota; Metazoa; Chordata; Mammalia; Eulipotyphla; Talpidae. The record is from RefSeq and is a predicted model, not a curated record. Gene Ontology annotation, biological process: lipid metabolic process. The coding region runs from base 48 to 1499 and encodes 483 amino acids. The transcript has 12 exons.
UGAGGGCUAGACAUUUCAGGCGUCAACUAGGAACUCCCAGGGGCUCAAUGAUGAAGCUGGAAGAUAAGCCGAUGGGCAAAGAAAGCCUGGAAGGAACGAGUCAGCCACUCCUAGGUGAGAGGCACCUGGCCAACGGGAAGUCGGCAGCAAAUGGGACAGCCACGGGUUCCGAAAAGCAGAAGACAAGCGGGUCGUGCAGUGCGCCCAGAAAAAGCCACCACACGUACAGCUGGCAGGAGAUCCAGAGACACAGCCAGGAGGCGGACCAGUGGCUGGUGGUGGAUCGCAAGGUGUACAACGUCACGGACUGGGCCGCCAGGCACCCAGGUGGGCGCAAGGUUCUCAACCACUACGCCGGGGAGGACGCCACGGAUGCCUUCAGAGCCAUGCACCCAGAGCCGGACAUCAUGCGAUUGUACCUGAAGCCCCUGCUCGUCGGAGAGCUUGCCCCAGAGGAGCCCAGCCAGGAGAGAAACAAAAAUCCCCAGCUGGUGGCAGAUUUCCAAGAAUUGCGGCGGUCUUGCGAGGCCAUGAACAUGUUUGACGCCAACCUGGGCUUCUUCUCCCUCCACCUGCUCCAGAUCUUGGUUUUGGAAGCCCUGGCUUGGCUAAUCUUGUGGCAUUUUGGCAACAGCUGGUCUACCAUACCAGUCAUUUCGGUUCUUCUGACAAUUUCUCAGGCUCAGAGCUCCUUCCUGCAGCAUGACACGGGACACCUUUCGGUAUUUAGGAAGUCCAAGUGGAACCACCUGGUGCACAAAUUUGUGAUGUGUCAUCUCAAGGGCCUCUCAACCAACUGGUGGAAUCAUCGACACUUCCAGCAUCAUGUCAAACCCAACAUCUACCCCAAAGACCCAGAUAUUAAUGUGGGCCCACUGUUUCUGGUUGGAGAUUUGCAACCAAUCAAGUAUGGCAAGAAGAAAAUCAAAUACAUUGACUAUGAGAAGCAGCACCUGUACUUCUACAUGGUUGGACUUCCCCUCCUCAUGCCUAUAUAUUUCAACCUACAAUCUAUGCAAGAGAUGUACCUCCGGAGGUAUUGGGCGGACAUUGUUUGGGUCAGUAGUUUUUACAUCCGCUAUUUCAUCACAUAUGGCCCUUUCUAUGGAAUCUUUGGAACAAUCGUGCUCAUAUUUUGGAUCAAGGUUCUUGAAAGUCCCUGGAUUGCAUAUGUUACCCAGAUGAGUCACAUACCAAUGAAAAUGAGCAAUGAGGAGAACCGGGACUGGCUCAGCACUCAGGUCUUGGGCACUUGUAAUGUUGAGCAGUCCUUUUUCAACGACUGGUUCACGGGACACCUGAAUUUCCAAAUCGAGCACCAUCUGUUCCCCACAAUGCCGCGCCAUAAUUAUCACCGGGUGGCACCUUUGGUGAGGUCGCUGUGUGCCAAGCACGGACUGCCAUACGUGAACAAGCCCAUGUUGAAGGCAUUUGGAGAUAUCGCCAGGGCUUUGAAGAAAUCCGCAGCCCUCUGGGCCGACAUCUACUAUGAAACCUAAGGCAUGCGCCAUCCUGGACAUGUAAAU